Messenger RNA from Pterocles gutturalis (yellow-throated sandgrouse), 832 nucleotides. RefSeq names its product phosphatidylinositol glycan anchor biosynthesis, class X (gene PIGX). NCBI's taxonomy places the organism in Eukaryota, Metazoa, Chordata, Aves, Pterocliformes, Pteroclidae. The record is from RefSeq and is a predicted model, not a curated record. Gene Ontology annotation, biological process: GPI anchor biosynthetic process. Gene Ontology annotation, cellular component: endoplasmic reticulum membrane.
AACGGCUGUUGGUUGCACUGAACUGAAAUACUGCUUCCCUUCUGCCGUGAGAGGGUUUGCAGAGGAUGUGUUCGCAGGUUUUACGACUUUGUGAAGGAUGUCUGCCUGCGUAAUGACAGGUGUGCUGCACUGUAACACCAUCACUCGUUCGUUCUGUGUUACCUUAGAUGUGCAGGCCGCCUGUCAGGACGCCACUGUCACGCAGGAGCUCCUGAAAGAGGGGUUUCACAGGGACCUGCUGGUGAAGGUAGAACUUGGUGGAGCCAGGGAGGAUGCAGGAGGAUGCGCAGUGGCAGCUAGAACUCGUCUUCCAUCAGGAAUCUACGUGGAUCCCUACGAGCUGGCAUCGCUGCAGCAGCACAAUUUAACAAAGGCAGUGUUAAUUCCUGAUGUCGUUGAUGUGGAGGCUCCCGAGUACUUAGCCACAGAUCUUCUUGUUCUCCUGUACCUGAACCCUGACCCUCGGUGCUCUCGCUGUUUUCAAGCUGCCUUGCCUGUGCACGGGCGGUACCACCGGCCAGCGGAAGAGAGCGAGGAAGUGUUGGUUGUUCUGAAGAGCCCAGAAGUACUGGUCUGCUGCUGUGACAAUCACCUCUCAGCAGAGUGUUGGAAGCCUGCUGAAGUGGAAGCUCCCUGUCCAGGAAAAAAUGUCAGCCCUUGUCAGUGGUACAGCGUAAUGCACAAACCUGCAUAUGAGGAAUCAGUUCUGCAGGUUCCAGUGGGGCUCAGGCAACACAGUUCCUUCGUGUGUGUUGUGACUCUUCUUGUCACGGUGCUCUGUUCCAGUCUGAUUCUUGCAGCUGUGUGCAACAACAGACACUUCUCCCUGUGA